This is a messenger RNA of Solanum stenotomum, 817 nucleotides long. RefSeq lists its product as uncharacterized. NCBI's taxonomy places the organism in Eukaryota, Viridiplantae, Streptophyta, Magnoliopsida, Solanales, Solanaceae. The record is from RefSeq and is a predicted model, not a curated record. Bases 81 to 632 code for a protein of 183 amino acids. The transcript is spliced from 7 exons.
UUAUUUAUUAUCCUCUUUUUUUUCUGCAUUCUUCUAUAAUACCCUUCUUCUUGUCGUAUUUUUUUGUGAUCCAACCCCCUAUGGAAAAUAUACACUCCAAAGGAACGAAGGAUGAGGAAAAAGAAGGGUACUUGAAGGAAGCUGGUGAUGAUUAUACUGCUUCUCAUUAUAUACUUCCACAUCUUCUCAAUUUAUAUGCAUCGCGAGCCAAGGCACAAGAUUUUGAGAUUUAUGCUCCAAAUGCAACGUUUGAAGAUCCCCUUAUGCGUGCAGAGGGGGUAAAGCAGAUAAAAUCGUCAUUUUAUUCGCUCGGGAAGGUCUUCAGUGAGUCAAGAAUCGUGGAGUACAACGUCACAGAGAAAGAAAUUUCCCCUGGAAAUAAAGAGAUUUUAAUUGACAACAAACAAUAUUACAAGUUCUUGGGGAAAGACAUUCAUAUGAUAUCACUAAUCAAGUUGUACACGGAAGGAGGAAAGGUUGUUCGUCAUGAAGACUGCUGGGAUAAGAAACCUUUACGGAAUAGGGAGACAGUGAAAGUACCACUUGUUGGACGUAUGAUUGAGGUAUCUCGAAGAGCUUCGAUGCUUUUGACACAUGCUCUAAUGGGGUUUGGAAAAGAUCCCUCCAUGUAAAUUGCAGUGCACUGUUUUUAAGUGUUUCAAUUAGUUUUUACCAUAUUGUACUAAGAAAUAUAUAUAUGUUUGCUUGAAAGUAUGUAAAGAUAAUUAUACAUUUGAUCCAUUUGGGCCUCCAUAGACAAUUUUCAUCCUAUUAUUUAAGUUAUAUAUAAAUUUUAGCCAGUAUUACUAAACUUAGG